GCGCGGGCGGCCACCAUGGAGCUAUGCUGCUCGGGAGUCGUCAGCAGCGGCGGCGGCGCCGGUGCCGGGACACCCCGGUCCCAGAAGCCCAGGAGCUCUCCUGGGUUCGUGGUUGCCCCGCCCAAGAGGCGGCCAAGCAGCCGCGCCGGCAGCCGCCAGCUCGCGCCGCCGCCCUGCGACGAACGGGCGGUGGGCCGUCCCGGCGCGGAGGACGUCGUCCACAUGCUCCGGUCGGCCGCCGACCCGGCGGAGGCGCUCGAGCUGUUCAGGUCCGUGGCGCGGCAGCCCAGGGUCGUCCACACCACAGCGUCGUGCAACUACAUGCUCGAGCUGAUGCGCGUCCACGGCCGGGUCGGGGACGUGGCCCAGGUGUUCGACCUAAUGCAGCGGCAGAUCGUCAAGGCCAAUGUGGGCACCUUCACCACCAUCUUCGGCACGCUCGGCGUCGAGGGGGGCCUCCGGAGCGCGCCGGUGGCCCUGCCGGUGAUGAAAGAGGCCGGGAUCGUGCUGAACGCCUACACCUACAAUGGCCUCAUCUAUUUCCUGGUCAAGUGCGGGUGCGAGAGGGAGGCGAUGGAGGUGUACGGGGCGAUGGCGGCAGACGGCGUCGUGCCGACUGUCAGGACGUACUCCGUGCUGAUGCUGGCGUUCGGGAAGAGGAGGGACGUCGACACGGUUGUUGGGUUGCUGGGCGACAUGGAGGCUCGUGGAGUGAAGCCAAAUGUGUACAGCUACACCAUCUGUAUCCGGGUUCUUGGACAAGCUGGAAGGUUUGAGGAGGCCCAUAAGAUUUUUCGGAAGAUGGAGGAAGAGGGGUGCAAGCCAGAUGUCAUCACCAAUACUGUGCUGAUACAGAUUCUCUGCGAUGCCGGCCGACUUACUGAUGCCAAUGAUGUGUUUUGGAAGAUGAAAGCGAGCGAUCAGAAACCUGAUCGAGUGACCUAUAUUACUCUCUUGGACAAGUGUGGUGACAAUGGUGACUCGCGGUCAGUAAGUGAAAUAUGGAACGCAAUGAAAGCUGAUGGCUACAAUGACAAUGUUGUUGCUUAUACUGCGGCUGUGGAUGCAUUGUGCCAGGUUGGGAGGGUCGAUGAAGCUUCAGAUGUUUUCGAUGAGAUGAAACAAAAGGGUAUAGUACCUCAGCAGUACUCAUACAACUCCUUGAUAUCUGGGUUUCUGAAAGCCGACAGGUUUAAACAUGCUCUGGAGCUGUUCAACCAUAUGAAUGUUCACGGCCCUACUCCAAAUGGCUAUACAUAUGUUCUUUUCAUAAAUUACCAUGGGAAAUCUGGCGAAUCUCUGAAAGCAGUUAAGAGGUAUGAGCUUAUGAAGAGCAAAGGGAUUGUUCCUGAUGUUGUUGCUGGUAAUGCCGUUUUGUAUAGUCUUGCUAAAUCUGGUAGGCUUGGAAUGGCAAAAAGGGUCUUCGAUGAAUUAAAAGCUAUGGGGAUUAGUCCAGACAUCAUCACCUACACUAUGAUGAUCAAGUGUUGCAGCAAGGCAUCCAAUGCUGAUGAGGCUAUGAAGAUCUUCUCUGAAAUGAUUGAGAACAGAUGUGUUCCUGAUGUUAUUGCAAUGAAUUCGUUGAUUGAUAUGCUCUACAAGGCAGGCAGGGGAAAUGAAGCCUGGAGAGUCUUCUAUGAAUUGAAAGGAAUGGAUCUUGAUCCCACCGACUAUACUUACAACACACUUUUGGCAGGAUUAGGAAGGGAAGGUAAAGUCAAGGAGGUAAUGCAUCUGCUUGAAGAAAUGAAAUCUAAAAGCUUUCCACCUAAUUUAAUAACGUACAACACAGUUCUUGAUUGUCUAUGCAAAAAUGGGGAGGUGAACUAUGCACUGGACAUGCUAUACAGUAUGUCAAUGAAAGGUUGCAUGCCCGACCUUUCAUCUUACAACACUGCUAUGUAUGGCCUUAUUAAAGAGGACAGAUUGAAUGAGGCAUUCAGGAUGUUCUGUCAGAUGAAAAAGGUCCUUGCUCCGGAUUAUGCAACAAUGUGUACUAUCAUCCCGAGUUUUGUAAGAGAUGGACUGAUGAAGGAAGCUCUGCAUAUUGUUAAAGAGUAUAUUCUUCAACCUGGUGCUAAAGUGGAUAGAUCUUCGCUCAGUGCACUGAUGGAAGCGAUACUGAAUAGGGCUGGCACAGAAAAGUCAAUUGAUUUUGCCGAAAACAUAGCAUCAAGUGGUAUUCACCUGGAUGAUUUCUUUCUGUGCCCAAUAAUUAGGCAUCUCUGCAAGCAUAAGGAGGCUCUGGCGGCACUUGAACUCGUCAAGAAGUUUGAGAAUCUUGCUGUGUCGCUAAAAACCGGGUCAUAUAAUGCUCUUAUUUGUGGCCUUGUGGAUGAAGACCUGAUUGAGAUCGCUGAAGGUUUGUUUGCUGAGAUGAAGAGUCUCGGAUGUGACCCUGAUGAGUUUACUUACAAUUUGAUUCUCGAUGCCAUGUCGAAGUCAAUGCGGAUUGAGGACAUGUUGAAAGUCCAAGAAGAGAUGCAUAACAAGGGAUACAAAUCAACUUAUGUGACCUAUAACACGAUCAUUUCUGGUCUUGUAAAGUCAAACAUGCUGGAUGAGGCUAUAAACUUAUACUACCAGCUAAUGAGCGAAGGUUUCUCUCCCACACCAUGUACAUACGGUCCUCUUCUUGAUGGGCUGUUAAAAGAUGGAAACAUAGAAUAUGCAGAAGAUCUUUUUGAGGAGAUGCUGGAGUGUGGAUGCAAACCUAACUGCGCCAUCUACAAUAUUCUGCUAAAUGGUUACCGAAUAGCAGGUGACACAGAAAAAGUCUGUGAGCUCUUUGAGAAUAUGGUCGAGCAGGGAAUAAGCCCGGAUAUAAAAACAUACACAGUUCUCAUCGACACCCUCUGCGCGGCUGGGCGGUUGAAUGAUGGUUUAUCUUACUUUGAACAGCUGACAGAUAUGGGAAUUGAGCCUGAUCUCAUCACCUAUAACCUGUUGAUUCACGGUCUUGGUAAAUCCGGAAGGUUAGAGGAAGCCAUCUCCCUCUACGACGACAUGGAGAAGAACGGAAUCACCCCGAACCUGUACACGUACAACUCACUGAUUCUCUACCUGGGACAAGCAGGGAAGGCUGCUGAAGCCGGCAAAAUGUACGAAGAACUGCUGGCGAGAGGCUGGAAACCCAAUGUUUUCACAUACAAUGCCCUGAUAGGGGGAUACAGUGUUUCUGGCAGCCCUGAUAAUGCAUUUGCUGCCUAUGGUCGGAUGAUUGUUGGAGGGUGCCGGCCUAACUCGAGCACCUACAUGCAGCUUCCGAACCAAAUGUUGUAACUUGUAACUAACAAGUAACAAGCUAGUUGUUGGACGAGCUGUUUUCUGUAUAGUUUUUUUCUAAAUGGAGAAAUGAUCAACUGUAGAUAGUAACCAGCAGUGACAUGUAUCUGAGGGUACACUCCUAGAUGUAUUAUUCUGCACUGAUGUUCCAUUUUUGCUGGCAAAAAGUUCCACGACACGCGGUUUAGUGGUUUGUCUUUGCCAUUUC
Molecule: messenger RNA, 3493 nt
Organism: Lolium rigidum
Lineage: Eukaryota; Viridiplantae; Streptophyta; Magnoliopsida; Poales; Poaceae
Product: pentatricopeptide repeat-containing protein At4g31850, chloroplastic-like
Exons: 1
Coding region: 16-3282 (1088 amino acids)
Molecular function (GO): protein binding
Source: RefSeq, a predicted model, not a curated record